Fusarium redolens is the source of this 1453-nucleotide messenger RNA. RefSeq lists its product as uncharacterized. Bases 106 to 1263 code for a protein of 385 amino acids. The record is from RefSeq and is a predicted model, not a curated record. Lineage: Eukaryota; Fungi; Ascomycota; Sordariomycetes; Hypocreales; Nectriaceae. Gene Ontology annotation, molecular function: nucleotide binding. The transcript has 2 exons.
CAUCUCCAACAUCAACAACAUCAUCUCAACAUAUAAAACCCCCCAAAUCAACCCAAACCUUUCACCUGAAAAAAACUCUAAUCUUAACUAAACCACGAACCCACCAUGGCACCAAUUCGCACAGCCAUCGUCGGCCUCUCAUCCUCCGCCAAAACAUCAUGGGCUUCCAACACCCAUCUCCAAUAUCUAACCUCGCCCCUCGGCCGCUCAAAAUACAAGAUCGUCGCCCUCCAAAACUCUUCCACGCAAGCCGCUAAGAACGCUAUAUCUCACUACAAUCUUCCCCCUGAGACUAAAGCCUAUGGUACGCCGGAAGAUUUAGCCGCUGAUAAAGACGUCGAGUUAGUCGUUGUAGCUACGCGUGUUGAUGUUCAUCAUUCAAGUGCUCUCCCGAGUGUUAAAGCUGGAAAGGAUUUAUAUGUGGAGUGGCCGCUUGCACAAGAUGUUAAGCAUGCAAGAGAACUUGUUGAUGCGGCGAGGGAGAAGGGGGUGAAGACGAUUGUUGGAUUGCAGGGACGGUAUGCGCCGCCGAUAAAGAAGUUGAGGGAGAUUGUCAAAGAGGGAAGAAUUGGGAGAGUUGUUAGUGCAGAGUUGUAUGCAUCUGGAGGAACGAAUGAUAGGGAGAUACUGCCCGCGAGCUUGGAGUAUUUCACUCAACGAGCUGUUGGGGGUAAUAUCUUUACCAUUGGUCUUGGACACAUCUUUGAUCAGUUCCAGUACAUCAUCGGAGAUAUCACCAACUUCAAAAGCACCCUUCACAACCAACGCCCCAACAUCCGCAUCCGCGAUCCCAAAACCAACGAAAUCAUCCGCACAACAACCUCCAAGGUGCCGGACCUUAUUCUCGCAACAGGUCGACUCUCCGAAUCCCCCACCGCCCAAAAAGACGCCGCCGUCCUCGUCCGCUUCCGCCGCGGUCAACCCUUCCCCGGUUCGCCUCACCUCAGUAUAACCAUCACUGGUGAAAAGGGCGAGAUCAGAGUGCAAGUCUUUACCGGUACAACACUCCAUGGAGCUUCGGCGUAUGAGAAACCUGUUGUUAUUGAAGUUCAUGAUUUUGAGAAGGAUGUUGUUGAGCAUGUUGAGUGGAAGUGGGAGGAGUGGCAGCAGGAUAUUCCGCUGCUGGCGAGGGGUGUUGCAGCUGUUUAUGAGGCGUUUGCGAAGGGGGAGGAGUACGGGUUAGUUAGUUUUGAGGAGGCGUUGAAGAGGCAUGAGCAGCUUGAGGGGUUGCUUGGGCAGUGGGAUGAGGACAGGGCUGAGUGAUGAGGGCGAUUGAGUUGUGACUUGUAAAGAUGUCAUCAUUUCAUUCAGCAUUCAUGCUGUAGCAAUUGGUCAGGCAUUGUGGUAUAAUGUCUAAGUUGUGAGCUAAAUGUGUUAUUUGCAGUUGAGACCUGUGGCUGAGAGCAUAUAUUCACCACGCAGAACUUAGUCAUCAUUUCAUGGCAUAAAGGAC